GGGACGGGACACAUAACUGGAUUACGGUCACCUAAUGGAAUGAUGGGUCCUUGAUGGGUGGUGGAAUUAAAAGUUUCAUUUUCCCUUUCAGAUUUUUCUGAAUUAUUUCAGUUAAAAAAAAAGCAAAAAAGGAAUGUGUGUCUUUCCUCCGAAAGGCAGUAAGGGGAGCUCCCAUCGUGGUGCAGCAGAAACGAGUCCCACUAGUAUCCAUGAGAUUGCGGGUUCAAUCCCUGGCCUCACUCAGUGGGUUGAGGAUCUGGUGUGGCGGACCUCUAGCCCAGGAACUUCCAUAUGCCAUGGGCGUGGCCCUCAAAAGACAAUAAAUAAAUAAAUAAAUAAAACAAAAGGCGUAAAGUCAUCCCCAAAUAAAUGAGUAUUUAGGGAAACAAGUGGAGCAGCCCAGCUGAGGCGGACAUUCAGCAUCGAUGGCCAGGAACACGCUGAAGCAGAGGCCCAGGGGCCAUGCCCACAUCACAUUGUCUCUGUUUAUCAGGUCUUUUGUUUGCUUGUGGCAGGAUUUUUAUGUCGACCCCCUGGCCUACAUUGCUUUAGGCCCUGAGUAGGUCCCCUGAGCGCCUGGACGGGGCUGCUCUAGCUUUUCUCCCUGCCAGCUCACGUGGCGAGCUUCUCACAGGCAAAGAGAAAGUUUCACUGAAAGGAAAAGUACCAGUAGAAAAAGGAUUUUCUCCUCACAGUUAAUCAUGCAGGGGUUUUUUUUGUUUGUUUUUGUUUUUUGAAAAGAGCAAAAUGUGCCUCUUAUCAAACUUCCACUUCAAACCAGAGGGAGGAACCCAGGGAUGCUUUGGCCUCCCGCUGCCCCAGAUAAGGCACAUGCUCUAUUGUGCAAAAAAUGGCAUUAGGCACAAGAAGACAAUUGGCAUUGGGUCCUGCCCUCGGAGGGAAGGAAAUUAACCUCUGCCUGCCACCGCCCGGGCCCAAGGGCAGGGUCACUUGUGUUCUGACCCGGGCAGCUCGUUCCUGAGCUGGAGAGCGUAUGUGCCAGUUCAGGGACAGUUUCCACGCAGGGGACGAACACUCCUGUGAUGGGCUCUUGGCCCCUCUCUCCCUCUGCAGUGUCCGGCAGGGAAGGGCUCAUUUCUCACAUGUCUUUGCCAGAUCAUGGUUGUUCCGGGCGCAAGGCCAAGUGCUCCCAUCCCCGGGGAGCCGACCCAAGAAGAGCUGCCCCGUGAACUUCUGCUCCUCGGUUGGGCAAGCUCAGAAAGCCGGCUGGUGCGUGUGAGGAGGGCAGAGGUGGAGUUCAAGUCACCCCAUCUGUUGCAUCACCAUCCACGUUAAACAGAAGGUUUGGGUGUGCAAUGCUCUUCUGAUGAAAUUCGGUGACUCAGGAAAAGCCAUCUGACUAAGUCCUGUUGCGGCAUCGGCAAGAAUGUCAUCUGCGACCGCACGGCCACGCCGCUGGACGCCUUCCGCAUGAUGUCGGCUGCCCACUACUACCCCAAGCUCAUGAGCAUCAUGGGCAACGUGCUGCGCUUCCUGCCAGCCUUCGUGCGCAUGAAGCAGCUCAUCGAGGAGGGCUACGUGGGCGAGCUGCUGGUGUGCGAGGUGCAGGUGCACAGUGGCAGCCUGCUGGGCAAGAAGUACAACUGGAGCUGCGACGACCUGAUGGGCGGCGGAGGCCUGCACUCGGUGGGCACCUACAUCAUCGACCUGCUCACCUUCCUCACCGGCCAGAAGGCGGUCAAGGUCCACGGGCUGCUCAAGACCUUCGUGAAGCAGACCGACCACAUCAAGGGCAUCCGCCAGAUCACCAGUGACGACUUCUGCACCUUCCAGAUGGUGCUGGAGGGCGGCGUGUGCUGCACCGUCACCCUCAACUUCAACGUGCCCGGCGAGUUCAAGCAGGACGUGACCGUGGUGGGCUCGGCCGGGCGCCUGCUGGCGGUGGGCACGGACCUGUACGGGCAGCGCAACAGCGCCGCGGAGCAGGAGCUGCUGGUGCAGGACGCCACGCCCGUCAGCAACUCCCUGCUGCCCGAGAAGGCCUUCAGCGACAUCCCGUCGCCCUACCUGCGCGGCACCAUCAAGAUGAUGCAGGCCGUGCGCCAGGCCUUCCAGGACCAGGACGACCGGCGCACGUGGGACGGGCGGCCGCUGACCAUGGCCGCCACCUUCGACGACUGCCUGUACGCCCUGUGCGUCGUGGACACCAUCAAGCGGUCCAGCCAGACGGGCGAGUGGCAGAACAUCGCCGUCAUGACCGAGGAGCCCGAGCUGAGCCCCGCCUACCUGAUCAGCGAGGCCAUGCGCCGCAGCAGGGUGUCCCUGUAUUGUUAGCGCCGCCUACUGGGGACCCAGCGACCUAGGCCUCCUGGGCGGAGCCCAGAGAAUGGGAAGGGCGUGGGGCUGAGGGGACCUCGAGGAGGAGCGCGGGGGCAGUGUGCGAAAACGGCUUCUGUGCGGCUGAGCCCCGCCCAGGCGAAGGAGCCAGAACGAGACCAGGGGUGCUGAGCUAACAGCCCAGGAGUCCUCAGAGGGCCCGGGUUCCAGGGGCCAUGCCUGGGGCAGAGGGUGGUGGGGGGGCUGCCUCCACUGCUCCUUCACUAUGUGAAGCCCCGUGGGGUUGCUGGCCUCUGCCCCUCAUCAGACCCCCUCACCUUGGCCCCCUUUGCAAGCCAAACACUCCUGCGGGGUCAAGACCCUGUAAUCAGUCGCCAGGCAAGGGCAGGAGAAGGCACAGCUUCAGGCGUCCAGCAAGCCCGCUGGUCUGGGCACGGGAGGGGGUGCAGGGGCUAAUGAGCAAGUUCAGCUUCCAGGAAACCACUUGAAGUGUCUGAAGGAAAAAGGACGUGGGAGCCUAGUGUACAGCCUUGGCCAUUGACUGGUCCUCCUGGCAGGAGCCCAGGGAGUGUCUUCCUAAUCGGCUUUUUGCCCUUUUCCUGGCCUGGGGUGUGGCGUAGGGGCAUGCCAGGAUGGCAAGCAGAGAAUCAGGUUACCCCUGAGCCAGAAGGAGAGGGCGAGGGCACAGCCUGCGGCAAACGGGUCAGGCAGAGGAGAAAAUAUCUCUUUGGAUUUGUCAGCAAUUAAAAGCCCACAAGGAGCCACCUUAUAACUAUUCGCGGUGGAGCAGAAUUGAGUGUGAGAGGGAUUCGGUCCUGAAGUAUUGACAUUGUCCCUUCUUGGGGCCAAGGAGAUAGCUGGUGCGGGGGUGGGGGGGGUGGUUUGACCCUAGGCUGCUGUUCUGUCUCCAGGAAGCUGUGCGCCCCAGGGUGGCAGUGGCGGUUCCCAGCAGAAGGGAACGGGAGCCAGCCCUGGGCACAUCGCUCCUAGCAGGCUGGGGAGGGCGUUUAGGGGCUUCUCCAGCUUCGCGGAUGUAAAAGGGAAGCUUCGGUCCACUCAGAUAGAAUCCUCAUCCCUUAGAGGGAGAAAAAAACCCCUCAAACCUCUUCUCCUUAGCUUGGACCUUUGCUCUCAUGCAUCACACACCUGAAAAUUUGUGAAUAGGUAUUAAUACAAAAGGACAACAAGCAUAAUUUUCAGUGUUUCAGAAAUGGGGUUUGAGAGACCCCUGCGGUGUAGACGUCACAUAGGCUUGAGAAACCUAAUGUAGGACAGAAAAUCUUUCUCCCCGUGGUCUCCCGUCUCUCUUGUCAUCCUCUGUUUACAGAGCUUAUAUUGGAGAUGGAUCGGAGCAGGCAGUGCCGGAAGGGAACAAUCAGACACACACACACACACACACACACACACACACACACACACACACACACACGUGUCAAUGCUGGCUACCACCAGUGUCACUAAAAUCCCUCUUAAAAAAUUCAGACCUGGAGUUCUCACUGUGGCACAGUGGGUUAAAAAUCCAACUGCAGUGGCUCCGGUCACGGUGGAGGCUCGAGUUUGAUCCCUGGCCCAGCACAGUGGGUUAAAGGAUCCGAUGCUGCCACCCCUACAGUUCGGGUUCAAUCCCUGCCCCGGGAACUUCCGUGUGCUCUGGGUGCAGCUAUUAAAAAAGAUAUUCGGACCAGAUCUUUCAAGAUAGCCCAAGUCAAAUGUGGUUUGAAAAUGGGGGAUUAGCCUUCUGUAUUCUUAGCCUCCCCCUUCACCCUGCCCAGGACAUUUGCCGGGGAUCGGAUGUGGAGAAGGUUACUUGUAAAUCCACAUAGCGUUGGUUCAGAGUCCCAGAAAUCCAGCCGUUGUCUUUGGCCCCCAAGUGAAGUUUUGACAUCUUUUCAUAUAACUGGCAGUGGGUCGGGAAGGGAAUUGAAGGGCCGAGGUUGCCCCCCAACCCCCACCCCAGGCUCUGGAGACAGAAGCUGAAACCAUGAUCCUGGGUGACCUCAGGGCGACGUGCGGCCGUGUCCAAACCCCAGGGAAUGCUGGUGUUUUCUAGCACGCAGGAGUAGGCAUUGCCUUCCUAGAAAGAAUGACCCGGCUCCCUGGGGCCCCGCUGCCACAUGGCGCGGUUAGUCAGCUGACACUGUCCGCACGCCCUUCCGUCCCUGCUCUGUCGACAGCUCUAUCAGUUGGUAGAAUGGAAGUCUCCCAGUCCUGGUUGAGCAGAGGGCUGUGCCAUGGACUGUUUGGGUUCAUAUUCUCCUAAAUUCCCCUCUGGAUAAAGAGCUUCUGUGGAAAGAAUUUAUUUUUUCUAGCUAGCCCGAAAGGCUGUGAUUAAGGAUGAAGAGAAAGGAAACUAGUGAUUCUAUGGGUGUCAUUUUUCUAAGUCGUUUCUAAUCUAAGCUGGGAUGUUCCUGGGCUUUUGAUUUUAUGUUUCUGUACUUAAAUACUUGGGAGCUGAGCUCUGUGAUAAAUAUUUAGUGUCUGAAACAAGAGUUCUCAUUUGGGGAGGGGUAUAUAGAAAGAAUAUAUAUUCUUUAAAAGAAGCAUGAAACUAUUUUAGUAAGUGUGCUCAAUUUUUGUCUAUUGAAAUGCAUGUAGUAGGUGGAUGCAGGAAUGAGAGGAAGAAAAGACCUAGAGAGUUCUUUUUUUUUUUAAUUUUUAUACAAAAACUAGACUAAAUGGGCUCAUUCGUGCUCUCUUGGCCCCUGUCCUGUUGCUUGCAAAGACCUGACUGGGAGCCACCGUAUAAAGCUGAAAUCUCAAGCUUUCGGCAACAUUUUAUAGAAGGACUGUGUUCCAGCCCAGCACCCCCAGUGGUCCCCUCAGGGAACUGGGUCCCCUCAGCUGGAUUUGAGCUUAGAUGAAGUCUCCGGAGUCCCCCCGCUCCCUCUGCCUUGUUUAAUGAGCAUCGAGGACCGAGGGUCAGGGGUGCUCUGUUUUUCGUUCUGUCACAUUUAGCCCUCCUUCCCCCCCCCCCCCCGCCUGCUUUGUUCUCAUCGUGGUGUGGGUGCCUCUGGAGCCGGGCGUUUGGGCUCAUGCUGAGCAUGGUCUCUGCGGAUGUUCCAGAUUCCAAAUCCUAAGCAAGAGCGUGAGUCCAGGGUUCUGACCUGGUACCCACGCGUGUUUGGAAUGGCUCUGUGCUGCUUUGCAAGAUUUGGAGUCUGAGUUUUCUUCUGGAGAGAGAGCUCUUGUCUGCCAUCAGCCUCCCCGUGACUUCACGCCUCGAUGCGAGAAGUGGCGCAGGGACCACAGCUCCUUAGACUACCUGGCAGCAAAUAUCUAUGGGCUCGAAGGGCAGCCUUGGCUGACUCCAGCUCAAGGCAAACUUCUCCCAGACCCUUCCUCCGUCUGCAAAGAGCCACCUCACUCCUCCCUGUGGUCCCACGUAUGCAGGGUAUUUUAAGUACCUGAUCUCACCGAAUCUCUAAAAACAGCCCUGUUGCACUGGGUACUGUUAUCCCAUUUCCCACAGGAGAAAACUGAGGCCAGGAGGAGGAGGAGGAGGAACUUGCCGAGGUUCACACAACUAUUAAGCAGAAGUGGGGUCGCCUGAAUCUGAAACCUUUCCUCUCCCCUACGCCCAGCUGCCUGCUGCCAAGAAAGGUUUGAGCCUCUGCAGUUCCUGCAGCAGGCAAAUGCUCCCCGGGGAACUUGCAGGCUCUUCAGAGCCGCAGUGAUGAGAGUUAGGUGUGACCUGAGGGGGGCUCCCUGUCUCGCCCACCCGCCCCCCAGUUCCCUGCUGCUGACAGCUUCCUGUUGGCAGGACGUCAUGUUUGAUGUUCUGCCAGAAGGUUCCUGUAGGGUUGCAAAUGGAAGAAGGCGAUUUUUCUUCCCCUUCCACAAUGGAAAUAUCACUCAGCUUCUUGGGGGUUUUUUGGUUUUGGUUUUUUCUUCUUAGGGCCACACCUGUGGCACAUGGAGGUUCCCAGGCUAGGGACAGAACUGCAGCUGUACCUUCUGGCCUACACCACAGCCGUAGCAAUGUGGGUUCUGAGCCUUGUCUGCAACCUACACCACAGCUCACGGCAAAGCCGGAUCCAUAACCCACUGAGUGAGCCCAGGGAUCAAAUCCACAUCCUUAUGGAUACUUGUCAGGUUCUUAACCCCCUGAGCCACAACAGGAACUCCCUCACUCAGCUUCUGUAAAGCCCACUUCCUCAGUUGAUUCCAACUGUAGGUGAUGCAGGAAACUGCUGAGGUGGGGAUUUUUGGCUUGUUGCUGGCAGAUUAUUAUAGCUACCCUGGGGCUCGGCUCUCCUGGUCUAAGGGGAACACAGGAAAAUGUCUUUUCUCAGGGAGUGGGGCUUUGAAAGUUCAUUUGCUUGUGGCUCAGAUUUUGGCUGUGCAUUUGUACCUUUUGAUUCUCUUAACUCAUCAUCUUAUCUCAGUCACAGUUGUUGAAUUUGACCUGUGGUCGUAAAUUAGGUUUCUGGUCACCUGGCUUUUAUUCUGGGGGGCUGAGGGGGGGAUUCACACUGAUAAGGGCACCUGGAGCGGGGGGAGUAAAUCCAGUUGCAUCUGAAGGGACUUAGAGCCCAAUCUCUUCAGUUCCUUUGAGUUGUACAUCCCCCGGAGGUUAGGUCCUGGCCCAGGUCACACUGCUUCUUAGACGUGGAGCCAGGACUGCACUCCCAGUUUUCUCAUGCCAAGUCACAUCUUGCUUCACACAGCGUGUGUAGCUUUCAGAUGGGGACAGGGAGGCUGUGUUCCCAUGGCUUAGCUUGUGGAAGAGUUGCAAUUAGAACUCAGACCUGAAACUGUAUUUAUUCCCUGAGCUGUUGCAGCAGAGUCAACUUUUUCUUUCUUUCUUUUUUCCCAAUUAUAUCUUGAAGUUUGUACUCAGAGAACUAGCUGUUUAAAAUUUCCCUCUGGGGGAGUUUCCACUGUUGUGCGAAGGGAUGGGUGGCCUCUUGGGAGCACUGGGACACAGGUUCGAUCCCUUGCCCGGCACAGUGGGUAGGUUAAGGAUCCGCACUUUCCAUAGCUGUGGCUUGGAUCGCAACUUCAGCUCAGAUCUGACCCCUGGCCCGGAAACUCCAUAUGCCUCCGGGUGGCCGAAAAAGGGAAAGAAAAAAAAAGUUUCCCAUUCUGACUAUAAUGUGAAUGAUUACCUCUAAUUUGUUGAAGCAAGGAUGGGGGACAUAUAUCCCAAUGCCACCUUUGGGGUUUCCUGAGGCCACCUCUUCGUAGAGGCCCCACCCCUCUCCAAGUACAGAUCGAGGCCUUGACUAGCCUAGGACUCCUGCUCCACCCACCGCCUGUUUUUUCAGCCAUCCAGGGCCCCCCCAAAUCCUGAAGUUCAUGGGGCAGAGGCCAUGACACUGGGGAGCAGCUUCUUUUUCCUUUUUUUUUUUUUUUUUUUUUUUUGAAAUCAACACUCAGAGCCCUGCAUUUCAGUUCCCUCUGGGGACAGGGAGGAGGAGGAUGAAAGAAAAGCUGUGCUUGCUGCUCUGCAGCCCACAGGCCCCGACAAGUGGGUGACGGGGAGUCCUCCAGGUUUGAGAGGAGGCGUGGACACCUUCCUGCUGCUUGGAGGGGCUGGGGGCUCGGUGAUCUCCUGAGAGUCUGGAGGUGAGGCCAGUCCCGUAUCUGAGCGACCACCCCAGUUAGCCUUGGAGGGUGGUGGCCUGCUGACUUUCUUCCCUGAGUUAUGGUCCCUGUGGACUGGGCUCCCCAGGCAUCUGGCUCUCGGGCCUGAAGGGUUGCACUGGUGAAUCCUCUCGAGUCAAAUCUCUGACCCCGAAUCUGUGAGUAGAUGAAAACAAGGCCAUGUCCCUUGCAGCAGUGCCAUGCUUGGUGUGGCAGUCAGCCUGCCUGGGUGGCUGUGAGCAGGGCCCCCCAGGCUAACCCUGAUGUCAGCUGUCCCCAGUCUUCCCUGGGGCAGGUCUCCACUGUCCUGUGCAGCCACCACAGGGGCUCUGCUGUUGAAUGAGCCCCGUGGUGUCUCUCCAUAAACCCAAUGACUUCCUUGCGAUUCUAGUCCCGGGCUAAGAAACAGAACACAGGCAAGCGACCUGCCACUCCUCUGCUCCCCUCCUUCACCGUCAGGCCAGCCGUACUGAGGAUUCUGCCCUGUGCCUUGCCCAGGGGAGGGAGACGUUUCUGGCAAUUAUGGCUUCUGUUUGUUGCCUGGUGCUUUGACUGUUUGUUGCUGGUUUUUUCUUUUUUUUUUUUUUUUUUUUCUUUUUUGGAUCCAAAAUUGCAUUUGUUUGGUUGUCAAUGUCAAGUAUAUAUUUAUUGUGUUUCACAAACAUGAGUACAUGUAUGUAUGUAUCUGUAUAAAAACAAACAUAUAUAAAAAGUCAAGGCAUGUAUACUAGAUAUUUUAAAGAAUUAUUUAUCAAGGGAAAAAGAUGUGUGUUAUAAACAGAGUCUAUAUUUUAUAUAUAAUGUAGAUAGCAAAUAGCUUAUAAAUUAUAGAAGGUUUGGGUUUUCUUUUUUUAUUAUUAUUCAAGCAAAAAAAAAAAAAAGACAGUGAAUGCAACUGUUCUUAGUGCUCUAAAGGCCAAACUGCUGUGGGAGGCCGCCUUCCUCACCAGGCCCUUGGGCCUCAGUGUUGUGCUCCCGGCCCAUAGCGGAUGCCUCCUGCUAGCUCUGUGAUGCUCAGGGGUCAUGGGUACCAUCACGCUGCCAGCUGGCACGGGCCACUUCAAAUGUGGCUUCCUGCUGUCCUCCCCAAUUUGUGUUGCUGGGAUAAAGGAAUGGAAGUAGCAAAUAAAGGUUGAAGAUACAAAUCCA
Sus scrofa (pig) is the source of this 9033-nucleotide messenger RNA. It is a transcript of the gene GFOD1, whose product is annotated as Gfo/Idh/MocA-like oxidoreductase domain containing 1. NCBI's taxonomy places the organism in Eukaryota, Metazoa, Chordata, Mammalia, Artiodactyla, Suidae. The record is from RefSeq and is a predicted model, not a curated record. Gene Ontology annotation, molecular function: nucleotide binding.